UCUUGGAGAGCAACACAAACGACACAAACGACGUCGAAUCUAGAUUGUUUGGAUUCUUGGGGUCAACACCGUCUGAAUCUCAAAACCAAUCUCAAAACCAUCCUCUCUCUGCGGGUCAUCCAUCCAUUCAUCACCAACGUGAUAGUCCUGAUAGUCCUGAUAGGAGAUAGCAGCCAUCUGUCGGUCGGUCUGUCCAUGGGUUUGCUUCUCUGCCUUUCUUCCUCCCAAAGAACUGGAUCGUGGAUCGUGGAUCCUCCAUUCAUUCAUUCGUUACAUGAUUGAUCAGGUUUGAUCAAUCUUUUCCUUCUUCCGCCCCUCCCUCCAUUUCCAUCAUGGACUCGGACGAGGAUGUCAACUACGAAGGGCACAAUAUCCGUCCGCCUCAACCCGCCUACCGACCGCCCCACGUUCGAACGGGCGGCGGCGGCAGUGGGGGCGGUGGCCAUUCGCGCGGUGGAUUUGCAGCCCCCGAGCGCGAGCGUCACCGGGACCGCCAUGCUCAUCUCACUCAUCCGGCCCCUCGCCGUGAACGGGACCGAGACCAUCGAGCUGAACGGCCCGUCAGUGGAUCUCGCCGGCGGGAGCGCCCGCUGCCCGCGCCCAUUUCGGCGCCCUCGUCGGGUCAGACGGACUUGCGGAGUCGCCUACUCAAUCGCGGUUCGGAUCGCCCCGCUCGCGGUGAUCAUCGGGACCGCCCGUCACGCCGCCCUCCAGCCGGUCAGACGGCCAAAUCCAAGUCGCUCAAAAAAUUUCCCCUAGGUGAGAAACGGCGGAAGCGACGCGAUGGGCGUGGUACAGGGCCCAACAGUCCGGAGGCCACGACAGCGGCGGCCACCAUUGAGGUAUCGGACGAAGAUCGGGCAGAGACCAACUCCGACACGGCUUCCGAGCACUCGGGAGCCACGCCCGAGCGCGGCAGCUCCGACGAGACUGAAUCGGGCCAAGAGGCCAGUGCCUCCGUCGACGAGGUGUCGGGUGAGGGCUCGUCGUCGGGGGAGCAGGAAGGAGAAGAAGAGGAAGACGACGAGGACGAGGAAGAGGGCUCCUCUGAUCCGGAGGCAUCCGAGGGAGACGAAGAUGAAGAAGAAGAGGAGGAAGAAGAAGGACAAGUGAAUGAUGACCCUGCCGAGGAGGAGCCCAUUCGAGAACGAAGCAAGCAUGCUAAACGGAAAGAGAGCAAACGCCGACCCCGAAGUCCGAGUCAAAGCCGACGCGUGUCCGUGGAUCCUAAUGCCACGCCCCAACGCUCUCCCACGCCUCUUAGACCCGAAAAUGAGCCACUGGUCCGUGAACGAAUCGCUCACGAUUCGGAUUCGGAUGAAGACAGUCGUCUGGAGGCCGCUCUCCGUGGCGAACUCCGAGAUGAGGAUGACCCCAUCGAGAAGAACGGAACCCCGGGCUCGCAACGAUCCUUUGGCGACGAUAUGUCGAAAGAACGCAAGGAAGAGGAGGCGGCCAACAAAGCUGCCGAAGAUGAGCGCGACAAACUGCCUCCGUAUUUACCCUCGAUCUAUGGUUGUCGAAGCGUCGAGGAAUUCCAGUGCUUGAAUCGAAUCGAGGAAGGCACGUAUGGUGUGGUCUACCGAGCCAAGGAUAAGAAGACCAAAGAGAUCGUGGCCUUAAAGCGGCUGAAAAUGGAACGAGAAAAGGAGGGCUUUCCUAUCACAUCGUUACGCGAAAUCAACACCUUGCUCAUUUCUCAACACCCGAACGUGGUCACGGUCCGCGAGAUUGUGGUGGGAUCCAACAUGGACAAGAUCUACAUAGUGAUGGACUUUGUUGAACACGAUCUCAAGUCGUUGAUGGAGACCAUGCGGAGUAAGAAGCAGGUCUUCCUCCCGGCCGAGGUCAAGUGUCUGAUGACCCAAUUACUCAGUGCCAUCGCCUACUUACACGAUAACUGGAUCCUCCAUCGGGAUUUGAAGACCUCCAAUCUCUUGCUCAGUCACAAUGGGAUCGUGAAGGUGGGCGACUUCGGUUUGGCCCGGGAAUACGGCUCGCCUUUGAAGCCCUACACGUCCAUCGUAGUCACGUUGUGGUAUCGAUCCCCGGAGUUGCUUCUGGGCCAAAAAGAGUACUCGACCUACGUGGAUGUGUGGUCCUUAGGAUGCAUAUUCGGGGAGCUUCUCCACAUGGAGCCCUUGUUUCCGGGCAAAAGUGAUCAGGACCAACUCAAUCGCAUCUUCAAACUCUUGGGAACGCCGUCGGAAAAGAUUUGGACAGGCUACAACAAGUUGCCCGCCGUUCAAAAGGUCAAGUUUGUGGAUUAUCCCAUCAGUCACCUACGGAAUAAGUUCCCAUCGAGUAUGUUAUCGGACGCGGGUCUGGCUCUGAUGAAGAAGCUACUCACCUAUGAUCCCAAGAAAAGGAUCUCUUGUGAAGAGGCACUCAUGGCCGAAUACUUUCAAGAGAGCCCUCGCGCCAUCGAUCCGAGCAUGUUUCCAACUUGGCCGGCCAAAUCUGAGGGCGGAUCGUCGGACAAAACCAAAAAAGUGGCCUCGCCCAAACCUCCCAGUGGCGGAGGAGCGUACAAAAAGAUUAACGAGGAUGAGAUCGAGUCGCGUUCAGCAUCCUUAGCGGUGGAUACGGGCUUCUCCUUGGCCAAUCGUCAACCCACCACGGCUCUGCCUAGUUGGCAACUCCGAUUUUGACGUGAUUAUUGGAGUUUGGGACAAAAAGGCAUUUUCAUUCCUCCGAAAUAUAUUCAUACAUUUGUAAUCCAA
Molecule: messenger RNA, 2723 nt
Organism: Tigriopus californicus
Lineage: Eukaryota; Metazoa; Arthropoda; Copepoda; Harpacticoida; Harpacticidae
Product: cyclin-dependent kinase 11B-like
Exons: 9
Coding region: 333-2651 (772 amino acids)
Biological process (GO): protein phosphorylation; regulation of mitotic cell cycle
Cellular component (GO): nucleus
Molecular function (GO): ATP binding; cyclin-dependent protein serine/threonine kinase activity
Source: RefSeq, a predicted model, not a curated record